Molecule: messenger RNA, 633 nt
Organism: Psylliodes chrysocephalus
Lineage: Eukaryota; Metazoa; Arthropoda; Insecta; Coleoptera; Chrysomelidae
Source: the annotation of a GenBank genome assembly
AUGCUGGGUUUAUCAAUGAAUCAUUCCAUUGAUUUUGAGAAAAUUCUGUGUUAUCCUGUAAUUCCGAUCCCAAUGUCCUUGUAUCAUCUCGAUGGAACAAUCUGUAAAACAGAGAAGUCGGCUAUCGUGGCAGUUUUUGAAAAGCAGCACCAACAAGGAGACACACCCGUCAUCUUCGAUGUUGUUUUAGUUGAUGGCUUCUUUCUUUUACAUACACUACGUGAUGAUCCAGCAACGUUUGGUAACAUAUCAAAAAAAAUUAUGUCAUGUUUAACUGCUACUAAAGCUCCUAGAGUUGACAUAAUUUUUGAUCAAUACAUCUCUCCGUCGAUUAAAGAUUAUGAACGUAAUUUACGAAAUGAAGAAAAUUCCAUUGAUUUCAAUAUCAAUGGACCUAUGCAAAUUCGAAAAACCUAUUUCAACAAGGAAUUGAAAAAUAUUAAAUUUAAACAGACUUUAGUAAUAUUUUUAAUUGAACAUUGGCGUUAUCCUGAAAUGGUGCCUUUCAUUGUUCAAACAGUAAUCAUUUUAAAUUACGAUUUUUGUUAUUCAUACAAACUCGAAAGUAAUAAUAUUGUACAAACAAUAAAUGAUAAUUUAUAUUGUGAAAAUCACGAAGAAGCCGAUACCUAA